Messenger RNA from Chionomys nivalis (European snow vole), 842 nucleotides. Its product is annotated as C-type lectin domain family 2 member E-like. The coding region runs from base 69 to 677 and encodes 202 amino acids. The transcript is spliced from 5 exons. The record is from RefSeq and is a predicted model, not a curated record. Gene Ontology annotation, cellular component: external side of plasma membrane. Lineage: Eukaryota; Metazoa; Chordata; Mammalia; Rodentia; Cricetidae.
AAGUCCAUCUCAUUCAUCCCAGUGUCUUUGCUUCAUCAAGACAAAGGUGGUGCAUAGCCUUCAUAAAAAUGUCAACUGCGGAGUCCACCUCUCCGGGUCGCGUGGAAGAAAACCGUAAAAAGCUCCAAGAAAAAUGUCUCAGAAUCAUCUCCCCCGUGUCUCCUGCUAGGCUUUACUGCUGCUAUGCAGUGAUCAUCGUCCUCACUGCAGCUGUGAUUGCACUUUCUGUGGCUCUGUCAUUGUCAGCAGGAAAGACAGAACAGAUCUCACGUAACAAUACCUAUGCUCUUUGCCCAAGAAACUGGAUUGGAUUUGGAAAUAAAUGUUUUUAUUUUUCUGAAGACAUGGAAAACUGGACAUUCAGUCAGAACUACUGCAGGGCACUAGGGGCUCAACUAGCUCGAUUUGACAACCAAGAGGAGCUGAAUUUCCUGAAGAGAUACAAGGGACCAUUUGACCACUGGAUCAGCCUGCACAGAGAGUCAUCACAUCACCCUUGGAUGUGGACAGACAACACCGAAUAUAACAACUUGGUUCCCACCCGAGGAGAAGGAGAUCAUGCCUACCUGAGUGACAGAGGGAUCAGCAGUGGCAGGAACAACAUACAUAGGAAGUGGAUUUGUAGCAUGCCCAACAGCUACACUUUACAGUGUCCAGAAGUUUCACAGCUUGUAUAGAGAAUGUGUCAAAGUCAUCACGAGAGAUCUGUAGCAUGUUAUCUACAGUUACAGCUUCAUUUAUUCAUCUUUUAAAAUGUUGUAAAAGGAGCCGGCUGUGUCCUGCUGCCCCGCGAGCUUAACCCCUGUAAUAACCACACAGAAAUUGUAUUAAUUAAAUUACUG